Molecule: messenger RNA, 411 nt
Organism: Gossypium arboreum
Lineage: Eukaryota; Viridiplantae; Streptophyta; Magnoliopsida; Malvales; Malvaceae
Product: thioredoxin H-type-like
Exons: 2
Coding region: 92-355 (87 amino acids)
Molecular function (GO): protein-disulfide reductase activity
Source: RefSeq, a predicted model, not a curated record
AGAAUGAGAUUAAAAUAUGUUAUUUUUAACACCUAUGAAUAAUAUUUUAAAAGCUUUAUCAUACUCGAGCUAAGAUUUUAUUGAGUAGGACAUGGUGCAUUUCAUAGCUUCAUGGAGAGGGACAUGUCGUGUUAUUGCACCAGUCCUGGUAGAUCUUGCUAAAAAGCUGCCUAAUGUAACAUACUUGAAGGUGGAUGUGGAUGAAUUGAAGACCGUGGCGGAGGAAUGGAAUGUGGAGGCCAUGCCAACUUUUAUCUAUCUCAAAGAAGGCAAAUUGAUUGACAAAGUUGUGGGGGCAAAGAAAGAUGAGUUGCAGCAGAGAAUAGUCUUGACCAACUUGGUGCACAAAGUAUGAAAUAAAACUUGUAUUCUACUGCUUCAACUUUGUUUCUGAAACUAGAAUAUCAUAAA